GCACCAACGACGGGGGAGCACCAUCCGGGAAACGUCCCAAAAUGCCAUAUCUACUCUACUUCAGUCCCCGAUUAUGCGAACGGGCUUGGUUCCACAUACUGCAGCACAAGCUGCCGCUUCACGCUUCAAAGCUCCGACAACGAGGGAUAUCCCGCCAGUGACACUGACGAGCGUGCCUCAUGUGCCGCCUGAAAAAUUUCGCGACUAUCUGAACCGCAUUGGGCCGCUGUUUGAGAGCUUUCAGCGGCGCCGCUCCGAGCCAGACCAACCGGCAUGGCUCAGGAAGGACAGGGAUCUGGAGAAGGUGGAAGCACUGGAGAGGAGACUGAGCAGGCCGGAUAGUUCUGCACCGCCGACCCCUACCGUUGCGGCGCCGAGCUCGCCAGCUAUCAUGUCGCCUAUAGAGUCGCCAGCGGUACCACGUCGUCGAUCUUCGGCACAGUUCAGGCGAAAUCGCAACGAGCCCACGCCCCUGUCAACCAUACCUAAUGUCUACUUUGACGAGAACUUCCAUCUCGAAAACCCCAGGACGUUUGACGUCGUCUCCGAAAAGUCGGAAAUCGUGCGACCUCCUCCGGGUUCGCAGCCUUCAACUGCCACCCCUCAGAUGCCGAGGAAAAGCCUGGCAAACAACGCCAUCCUCCAAGAGAAGCUGAGUUGGUACAUGGACACGGUUGAAGUUCACCUGAUCAAUAGCAUUAGUACCGCUAGUACAGGUUUCUUCACAGCGCUGGGCUCUCUAAAAGAGCUACAGACGGAGGCAGCGCAGAGUGUGGCCAAGAUACAGAGCUUGCGGGAAGAUCUGAAAAGGUUAGAUCAGGAAAUCGCUGUUUCUGGACUCGAGAUCGCAGCAAAACGGAGGCGACGGGAGAAUGUGCGGAAGCUACGGAGCGCUACCGCUCAGGUGCAGAGUGUGGUAGACAAUGUGAAAAGGGCGGAUGAGCUAGUGGACAACGGCGCAUACGACGAGGCGGCAGACCAAAUGGAUCGUGUGGGAAGACUGGUCUGUGGUCAGCCAGAGCCCGGGGGUGAAGAUGGCGAGCUGAUAGACCUUCGUCCGCUGAAGGCACUCCAGGGCCUGGACACUGGUCUGCAAGAGCUGCAGCUGCGAAUAGGCACAGGCUUUGCGCAGCGAUUCAGCUCGAUAUUAAUUGGCGACUUGCGACGACACGUACAGAAAGUUCCCACCGCUGAAACUCUGAAACGGUGGUCACGACAGCGAGGGAUCCCACCCACAUACAUGGAGACGGAUGACGCGUUCCGCAAAGACUUACUGUCAGCGUUGACUGGACUCGCCAGAGCAGGGCACACGGCACCAGCAAGUUCCAAGUAUCGGGACGACGUCAAUAAGGAAGUCAAGGCAAUCAUCCGUAGAUUUAUGCCUAGUAGCAGUGAUGAUGAUGCGGACAGCAUGAUGUCCACCUCGACAACCAUGUCGAGAGGCGGCGGGAAGCGUAGCCAGCAGGAGAAAAGCCUCAUGUUGGCUCGUCACUUGAAAGCGAUGGACGCCGAAGAUGCCGAGAAGCUGCUUGCCGACGCCUAUACAUCCAUUGGGGAAGCCCUCCGACGAGUGUCCACGCAGACCAAGAUUCUCCUGGAUGUGACGAGUAGCAUGCAACCCCCUGAGCCGAAAUCACCCAAGUCACAUUCCAGGUCAGCCACAGUCUCUAGCAUAGAGGAAAGGCUUGUCAAUGGCGGUGACCUGGACACCAAGUCCAGCGUGCAAGAAGAAUUGUCGCAGGCUCUGGACAUGUCCAGCUUGCUCGGCCAGGCCGUCGAUACCGCCCAGUCACAAAUCACAAGAGUGCUCAGGGUUCGAAACGAGCAGACCAUCCGCUUGUCUAAAGAUCAUUUCUUGCGCUACUUCACGCUCAAUCGGCUGUUUGCAGAUGAGUGUGAGGCGAUUAGUGGCAGAGGAGGCAACGUACUCAGGGGCAUUAUCAAUGCACAAAUAUCUGGAUUCGUCCAAGUGCUGGGGACUUCGGAGACUGAACGCGUUGCUAACAUGCUUGAUAGCGACACUUGGAAUGCUGAAGACUUUACUGACGCGCGCAACGAAUUAUUGCAGCGGAUUCUGGCAUCAAUGACAAAAGACCCACCGGAGUGGGCACAAGGCACUGCAUCCAUAUGGGAAGAGCCUCAGACGAACGGCAACACUGCCAACGGCACCCCUGCGGCUCCUGUCACGAAUGGCACAGCUCCCACCUCGGCCAAAGGAGCAACAGCGAAGCCUGCAUAUAUCGAUGAGACUCGCUUCAUCCUUGUCCCCAGUGCGUCUUCACUGCUCGACAGCAUCGACACCUUCCUGUCUCUUACUUCCACGCUACCAAGCAUGACACCACAAAUUUCGACUUCCCUGAUCGAUGUACUCCGAACCUUCAACUCUCGCACCAACCAGCUCAUCCUCGGCGCCGGCGCCACCAAAAUCGCCGGUCUCAAAAACAUCACUACCAAGCAUCUAGCGCUCGCGUCUCAAGCUCUCAGCUUCGUCGUCGCCAUCAUUCCUUAUAUACGCGAGUGCGUACGUCGCCACAACCCCGCUGGCCAGGGCGGCAUCUUGGCCGAAUUCGACAAGAUGAAACGUCUGUACCAAGACCAUCAAUCCGGAAUCCACGACAAGCUUGUGGAGAUUAUGACUUCGAGAUCGACUGCGCAUGUGAAGGCGAUGAGCCUGAUCGACUUUGACUCCCCUGCUCCAGAUGACGAGAAACCUAAUACAUACAUGGAAACGCUGACCAAGGAGACUUUGACUUUGCAUAGAGUGCUUUCGAGACAUUUGUCAGAAUUGGAUGUGAGGUUGAUUAUGCGACAAAUAUUCGUGGGGUAUCGUGAGCAAUGGACCAAAGCUUUUGACGGUGUUGAUGUGGAAAGUGCAAGUGGCGAAAAAAGAUUGUUGCGAGAUGCUGAGGCUUUCGAGGCUCGUUUGGGGAGGGUAGAAGGGUUUGAGGAAAUUGGGAAGGAGGUUUUGGGCUUGGUGAGGGCGAAGGUUUCAGCAGAGGAGAAGGGGGAGGAGGGGGAGAAACCGCAAGCUGACGCGGAAAAUAAUGCCAAAGAUGAUGCUGCUCCUGCUGUAGAUAUGAAAGAGGAGACCCAAGUCAACGGUGAUGGAAAUGAAGAUGAUGAGAAGAAAACCAUUCCGACGACGGAAGGUGAAGGCGAUGAUAAUACUAUAGACCAUAAGAAGUAGUACUUCGUGUUCGAU
Molecule: messenger RNA, 3202 nt
Organism: Sphaerulina musiva SO2202
Lineage: Eukaryota; Fungi; Ascomycota; Dothideomycetes; Mycosphaerellales; Mycosphaerellaceae
Product: GARP complex component
Exons: 1
Coding region: 74-3187 (1037 amino acids)
Biological process (GO): Golgi to vacuole transport; retrograde transport, endosome to Golgi
Cellular component (GO): GARP complex
Molecular function (GO): syntaxin binding
Source: RefSeq, a predicted model, not a curated record